Clunio marinus is the source of this 339-nucleotide messenger RNA. The record is from the annotation of a GenBank genome assembly. NCBI's taxonomy places the organism in Eukaryota, Metazoa, Arthropoda, Insecta, Diptera, Chironomidae.
AUGAAGUCGUUUGAAUGUGACCAGAAUGAGAAGAAAGACAACAAAAAAGCGAAAUCUUUUUCUGAUACUAACACAAUUUUCACCUUUCAAGUCAGAAAGAAAGGCGUACAAGGAAAAACGAAACAAAACGCAUCUGAAGAUUGGACAGAUAUGAAACACGAGUUGUUGCUUUUUGAUGUCCCCAAUAAUAACCCCCUAAGCUCUUACUCAUUUCUGUUAUGCUUCAUCAGUAAUCGAGACAAAGGGGAAAGAAGAAAAUGGAAAAUUGAACAAAGCGAAACUGCUUUUCGAUUUACGUUUCAAUCCGUCCACAUGUCCAUAUCGAAGAAGAUUGGAUAA